Molecule: messenger RNA, 7101 nt
Organism: Myotis myotis
Lineage: Eukaryota; Metazoa; Chordata; Mammalia; Chiroptera; Vespertilionidae
Gene: TTBK1
Product: tau tubulin kinase 1
Exons: 15
Coding region: 366-4307 (1313 amino acids)
Biological process (GO): peptidyl-serine phosphorylation; signal transduction; peptidyl-tyrosine phosphorylation
Cellular component (GO): nucleus; cytoplasm
Molecular function (GO): ATP binding; protein serine/threonine kinase activity
Source: RefSeq, a predicted model, not a curated record
AGCCAGGGCGGCGGGGCGGUGAUGUCAGGGCUGGUGCUGAUGCUGGCGGCGCAGUGCAUUGUGGGCAGCUCCCCGCUCUGCCGCUGCCACCGCUGUCGCCCGAGGAGGAUCGGGGCCGGCCGGGCCGGGAUGGUCCCGGUCCGGAGGCCGCCGCCGCCGCCGCCGCUGCCGCCGCCGCGGGAGGGAGCGGGCCGCCCAGCGCCGCACUGAGCCGCCCCCGCCCCCGCCCCGCCCCGGUCCCGGGGGAUGCGCCGCCCCAAGCCGCUGCCUCCGCCGCCGCAGCCUCAGCCGCAGCGGGGACCGAGCAGGUAGAUGGCCCCCCCAGGGCAGGCCCUGCGGACACCCCUCCUCCCUCCGGCUGGCGGAUGCAGGGCCUAGCGGCUGCUCCUAAGGACGAAACCAACAUGAGUGGGGGAGGGGAGCAGGCCGACAUCCUGCCGGCCAACUACGUGGUCAAGGAUCGCUGGAAGGUGCUGAAAAAGAUUGGAGGUGGGGGCUUUGGUGAGAUCUACGAGGCCAUGGACCUGCUGACCAGAGAGAACGUGGCCCUCAAGGUGGAGUCAGCCCAGCAGCCCAAGCAGGUCCUCAAGAUGGAGGUGGCCGUGCUCAAAAAGCUGCAAGGGAAAGACCAUGUGUGCCGGUUCAUUGGCUGCGGCCGGAACGAGAAGUUUAACUACGUGGUGAUGCAGCUCCAGGGCCGGAACUUGGCGGACCUGCGCCGCAGCCAGCCGCGAGGCACCUUCACGCUGAGCACCACGCUGCGGCUGGGCAAGCAGAUCCUGGAGUCCAUCGAGGCCAUCCACUCCGUGGGCUUCCUGCACCGAGACAUCAAGCCGUCCAACUUUGCCAUGGGCCGGCUGCCGUCCACCUACAGGAAGUGCUACAUGCUGGACUUCGGGCUGGCCCGGCAGUACACCAACACCACGGGGGACGUUCGGCCCCCUAGGAACGUGGCCGGGUUUCGAGGGACUGUUCGGUACGCCUCGGUCAACGCACACAAGAACCGGGAGAUGGGCCGCCACGAUGACCUGUGGUCCCUCUUCUACAUGUUGGUGGAGUUUGCAGUGGGGCAGCUGCCCUGGAGGAAGAUCAAGGACAAGGAGCAGGUGGGGAUGAUCAAGGAGAAGUAUGAGCACCGGAUGCUGCUGAAGCACAUGCCCUCUGAGUUCCACCUGUUCCUGGACCACAUCGCCAGCCUCGACUACUUCACCAAGCCUGAUUACCAGCUGAUCAUGUCGGUGUUUGAGAACAGCAUGAAGGAGAGGGGCAUCGCGGAGAACGAGGCCUUCGACUGGGAGAAGGCUGGCACGGAUGCGCUCCUGUCCACGAGCACCUCCACCCCGCCCCAGCAGAACACGCGGCAGACGGCAGCCAUGUUCGGGGUGGUCAACGUGACACCGGUGCCUGGAGACCUGCUCCGCGAGAACACGGAGGACGUGCUGCAGGGCGAGCACCUGAGUGACCAGGAGAACGCACCCCCAAUCCUGCCUGGGCGGCUCCCCGAGGGGCUGGGCCCCGGCCCCCUCCUCGCCCCGCACCCCGGGGGCCCUGAAGCUGAAGUCUGGGAGGAGACAGAUGUCAACAGGAACAAACUCCGGAUCAACAUCGGCAAAACCCCCUGCGUGGCGGAAGAGGAGCAGAACCGAGGGGUGGGGGUCCCCAGCUCUCCGGUGCGAGCCCCUCCAGACUCACCGACAACCCCAGUGCGUUCUCUGCGCUACCGGAGGGUCAACAGCCCUGAGUCGGAGAGGCUCUCCACUGCGGAUGGGCGGGCGGAGCUACACGAGAGGAGGUCACGAAUGGAUCUGCCCGGCUCACCCUCGCGCCAGGCCUGCUCCUCACAGCCGGCCCAGAUGCUGUCAGUGGACACGGGCCAGGCCGACCGGCAGGCCAGCGGCCGCAUGGACGUGUCGGCCUCCGUGGAACAGGAGGCCCUGAGCAACGCCUUCCGCUCGGUGCCGCUGGCCGAGGAGGAGGACUUCGACAGCAAGGAGUGGGUCAUCAUUGACAAGGAGACAGAGCUCAAGGACUUCCCCCCGGGGGCCGAGCCCAGCACCUCGGGCACCACGGACGAGGAGCCGGAGGAGCUGCGGCCGCUGCCCGAGGAGGGUGAGGAGCGGCGGCGGCCAGGGCCAGAGCCCACUGCCCGGCCCCGGGGACGCUGCAUGCAGACGCUGGCCGAGGAGGACCUGCGACAGACACCAUGCCAGUUCCCGCCACCCCAGCUGAGCCAGGCCGAUGGGCGAUCAGAGACAUCGCAGCCCCCCACGCCCGGCAGCCCUUCCCACUCACCCUUGCACUCCGGACCCCGCCCUCGACGGAGAGAGUCGGAUCCCACUGGUCCUCAGAGGCAGGUGUUCUCCGUGGCGCCCCCAUUUGAGGUGAACGGUCUCCCACGAGCUGUGCCUCUGAGCCUGCCCUACCAGGACUUCAAGAAAGACCUCUCCGACUACCGCGAGCGGGCGCGGCUGCUCCACCGGGUCCGGAGAGUGGGCUUCUCGCACAUGCUCCUCGCCACCCCCCAGAUCCCGCUGACUCCUGUUCAGCCUCAAGCUAAUGGGAAGGAGGGAGAGGAGGAGGAUGAGGAAGAAGAUGAAGAAGAGGAAGAGGAGGAGGAAGAGGACGAGGAGGAAGAGGAGGAAGAGGAGGACGAGGAGGACCAGGAAGAGGUGGAGGACGUGGAGGAGGAGGCAAUAGCCCUGGGGGAGGCACUGGGGCCUCGCAGUGGCUCCAGCAGUGAGGGGAGCGAGAGGAGCACCGACCGGAGCCAGGAGGGCGCCCCGUCCACGCUGCUGGCUGAUGACCAGAAGGAGUCCAGGGGCCGGGCCUCCAUGGCUGACGGGGACCUGGAGCCUGAGGAGGGCUCCAAAACGCUGGUGCUCGUCUCCCCUGGUGACAUGAAGAAGUCGCCUGUCACUGCCGACCUGGCCCCUGACCCUGACCUGGGCACCCUGGCUGCCCUCACUCCUCAGAACGAGCGGCCCCAGCCCACCGGCAGCCAGCUGGACGUGUCUGAGCCAGGCACCCUGUCCUCCAUCCUCAAGUCUGAGCCCAAGCCCCCCGGGCCUGGGACAGGGCUGGGGACCGGGGCAGUCACCGCAGGGGCAGGGGGAGUGGCAGUCACCUCCUCACCCUUCACCAAAGUUGAGAGGACCUUUGUACACAUUGCAGAGAAAACCCACCUCAACGUCAUGUCUUCCGGUGGGCAAGCCUCACGGCCUGAGGAGCUCAGCUCUGGGGGCGAGCUGGGCCUGGAGGUGCCCUCUGAGGAGAGGGCUGCAGAGGAGGGGACCUCUGUGCCCCUGGAGAAUGGUAUUCCCCAGUCAGGGCUGGAGAGCUGUGCCCUGCCUGGCCCUCCUGGGGACACCCCCAUGGAGGUGGCCAUGGACUCACUGCCCAGUGGAUCACCCCUUGUCGAUGGGCCAGCCCCAGCAUCCCCGCUGGAACCAGACCCCGAGAAACUGGCCACCAUCUCCCCCAGCCACCGUGCCAUGCCAGGCCCUCGCUGCAGGAGCCGCAUCCCUGUGCUGCUGUCGGAGGAGGACACUGGUUCGGAGCCCUCAGGUUCACUGUCGGCCAAAGAGCGGUGGGGCAAGCGGGGGAGACCCCAGCAGGACCUGGCCCGGCUGGUGAUGGAGAAGAGGCAGGGCCGCCUGCUGCUGCGGCUGGCCUCUGGGGCCUCCUCCUCCUCCAGCGAGGAGCAGCGCCGCGCCUCUGAGACGCUCUCGGGCACAGGCUCCGAGGAGGACAUGCCGGCCUCUGAGCCCUCGGUGCCCAGGAAGGCCGGGCGGGCGGCUGCCACCCGGAGCCGGAUUCCCCGCCCCAUCAGCAUCCGCAUGCCCACACCUGCCCCAGCCCAGCAGUCCCCUGGCAGACCCCAUGGUGCGGCCCCAGCAUCGGACACAGCCAUCACCAGCAGGCUCCAGCUGCAGAAGCCUCCAGGGUCGGCCACUGCUGCCGACUUCCAUCCCAAACAGCCCCUUGGCCGGGGCCAGGGCCCAGGGCGAGGCCAAGCCAGCACCAGGCCCACAGCCCCGCGCAGUCCGGGCCUCCCUGCCUCCACCGCGCGCAAUUCCAGCGCGUCCCCCCGCAGCCAGUCCCUGUCCCGCAAAGAGAGCCCCUCACCCUCGCACCAGGCCCGGCCUGGAGGGCCCCCACCCCGAGGCGCUUCACAGGCCCGGGCCGAGCCUGAUGGCACCCCCUCCCUAGGGGGGCCCAAGAAAGGACCCAGAGGGAAACUCCAGACUCAGCGCGCAGCAACCAAAGGCCGGGCAGGUGUCGCGGAGGGCCGGGCCGGGGCCAGAUAAUGACGCGCGGGCUCUGUGUGGGCCCCCACCCUCACUCCAGCCCCCAACCCGCAGCCGGCCACACUGGAUCAGCUCCCAGCACAGCCUUACGCGCCCGACGCGCCACCCGCGGCCCCAGCUUCCUGCCUGCACCCGCCGUGCUCGCCCCAGCCAGGCUCCACCGGUGGGGGCACCUCGCCGCAGGGGUAGAGCUCGCCUCCCUUCCUUCCCCAGUCACCUCCCGCCUCCUGCCGCCCGCCCGUCCGCCGGAAGGCUCAGCCACUCUUCUCGGAGGACCCCGCUAAUCGGGACAGCCCGCUCUCCCGCCAGGCCUCUGCUGCUCUCCUUGCUCCACCCCGACACACCUCUGCUUACACCUCCUACAGAGCCUUUCCCUCCUCCCAACCCUCUUCCAGCCAAAGCCCCCCUUUCAGAAAGGCAGCCUCAAUUUCCCCAAGUGGAGGCUCCAGCCUCCCCAAGAGGCCAGCCCCACAGUCCCCUGGGAAGGACCACUUCUCAGCUGGGAGUCUUGGGGCUGGGGAGGUGGGACCUAGGGCCAUUGGUCUACUCAGGUGUGAGGGGGCAGGUAUGACCUGCCCCGGAGCUCCAUCCUGGACACCCUGUGGGAGGCAGUGAGCAGUGUGGGGGUUGCUCUAAAGUGCAAGUCCCCCCACCCCCUGUAUUUGGGUGGGGCCUCAGUGGGAGCCACAGGGUGUGGACUGCCUGCCUGGGCCUGUAUUUCCCAGUGGGAAGUUGGAGGAAGGGCUUUAAAGAAGUUUCACUGGUCCUUGGCCCCCAUCUAGUGCUCAGGACCCCUCAGCAUCCGGAAUUCCUUAUCGCCAUCUAACUCAAUCUUGCCUCCUGCAGUCUCAGCCAACUCCCUUCUCUCCUGGGUUCAGUGGAGGUGGAGAGUGGCUGCUCAUCAUCUCUCGCUGGCCCUUUGGAGAUUCAGGGACACAGUUCUGGCCAGGCCACCCUCCCUGUUCUCCUGGCUGUGACCAUCAUGUCCCCCUGUGGGCAGAGAGAGCAGAAACAGACAGACAGACAGACAGAUGACAGCUGGCCCCUGGACUCAAGGCAGAAAGGCCCUUCUAACUUCCAGAUUAUAUGCUUGUGUGAUGGGUCCAGCCCAAGUCCUCUCCUCCCCAGCUCACCCUUAGCUCAUCCCUCUUGUCAUAAUCCCACACCAUGCAGCCGAGCUGUCCCUGCAGAGAUGUGAGGACUGCUCUGCUCCGUGAGUGAUAUGGGGCCUCCUCCUCGGUCUGGCUCCUGCAUAGCUCUCACCCCGGCUCAUCACAAGCCUCAACUGUCCACAUCUGGGCCAACCAGUACACUGGCUGCAGAAGGGACAGCCAAACCUGCUUAUCUGGGACAGGUCCUGGCAGGCCUCCUCCAUGCUCAGCACCCACAGCCUCUGUCCCCUGACCUGCCCUUUCUGUUUUACCCUGGGUCAUGGAGAACAAGGCCGACAACCAGGGAAAGAGGAAGAAAGGCCCCUGCUAUGCCCCAGUGAUCUGGCAGCACCCAGCCACCAUCGCUUGAAAGGAUGCCCACGAGGAAGGUGACCCAGGGAGCAGCCUGGCGAUGCCCGCUGAAGCCCUUCAUGGAGAGGCAGCAGGCUUGGGCAGCUGCUUCCAUGCCGAGGUGGUGGCAUCUCUGCAGACCAGCCUAGGGGAGGACUCCAGGGUGGACAGCCCCCGAGGUCCACCCCACGCUGACGCAGAAGCUCCCAGAACACUCAGGAAACCUCUCUGGACAGAGCCCUCUUUGUCAACCCGAGACCCUCCCAAGACCUCUACUGCCCUCUGGGUCCAGCAGAGGGGGUGGAGAAGGGGCCAUGCCCUCCCACCUAGAGCUUCUCUGAAUGACAAUCAGCUCCUGCCAGGUGGGGACCAGGGCAUGACCCCUGGUACCCAGGUCCUGGGCCUGCUCCUUGCUACCAACCGAACUGUGAAUGUAGGGCCCCAGACUCACCCCUGCCCCAGGACCAACAACACCCUGGUUUGGUGUUGGGAGGAAAAGGGGGUGACCUGAGAGAGCCCAGGCCCAUCCUACCGUCCUGCUUCACCCCGCACCGAAGGUGGGCAGAGCUGCAAAAUCCUGUCUGUCCUUGGGAAACCAGACCUCCCCAGGGCUCCUAACUGACCUCAGGCCUCUGCGUCAUUGAAUGUCACCAGAGUUGGGAAGGAGGAGCAGGGGCGAGUGUGGGAGGAGGCUAGAGGAUUCUGCUUCUCUCCCCAGGAAGGAUCCAAGGCAGAGGAAACCAUGUCUCCCAGUGCCCCACCCCCAGCUGCAGCCUCUUCUCCCUUGAGCACCAUCCCCUCCACCAAGCUCUGCAGGUCCUGAGCCCCUUCUCUGUCAGAGUGUCACACCACCACCACCACCACCACCACCGCACUCCAGCUCUUCCUCAUGACAGCCCCUGUCACUGGCUCAGAUGCGGGGCUGCCCACCCCAGACAUGCCUUCCCUCCCCAGCCUCACUGUGCACCAAGAGGGUGCAGGAGAUGUACCCCAGGCACAUGGCGCCCCCUUCCCAGCUCCUCACAGGGGCCUGGCUUGCUCCGUCUUCUCUGGGGACCGGCCCCGGUGGGCUGGGGUUGGGGACAGGGAGUUGCCCUCCCCUUCUCCAGGGAAGCCACAGAAGAAUGUUUACAUGCCAAACAGAAUGUAACACCCGCCCCCAGUCACUGCAUGGCCUCUGCCCACCCUGCACCUGUCCACCCCUACCCCAACAUCCAGGAAGCCGCUGUCAUGAUUAGAUCGGGUCUCAGAGGGAAGUAGCCAUCACACCAUUAAAAAGCCUGUGGACCUUU